UUCAUUUAUUGUUUAACCAGGAAAAUAGUUAAGGCUGUCGCCGAGGCCGCCUCUACCUCAAUGCUCUUCACCUUCCGCAGACCCAAAGCCGCCGGAUUUCAUCUUUCCGCCGUCGUUCGACUCAUCAAACCACCAAGCCUCCACCUUUCUACCGCCUCUCCAGCUCCUCUCCAGAACCCAUCAAAACCCCUAACUAAACCGGAGCUCAAAGCGCUCGUUCUCUCCCAUUGCAGCCAUGGCAAGUUCCACGGCCUCCUUCGAAACGUCGUCGCUUCGCCCGCCGUCCUCCUCGCGGCCUGCAACAGCCUCAGACCCAAUGCCGCUUCCUCCGCGGAGCCGCUCAAUCUGGAAACCGUCUCGGCCGAAUUCUUCUCCGUCGAAGAACUCGCCGCCCAGCUCGCCGGACACCGGCUGGACGUCGAGUCCUGCUGCCGCGCCAUUCCUCCGAUGACCCGGAGAGGUAAACCGCUCGUUCUUCCUAAUUUGAAGCUCAAAGUUGUUAUGGAAGCCAUUAGGAUGGUUCUUGAAAUCGUAUACGAUGAUCGCUUCGUUACAUUUUCAUACGGCGGCCGACCCAAUCUGGGCCGCCACACUGCAAUUCGGUACCUGAAGAACUCUGUAGAGAACCCUAGUUGGUGGUUCACCGUUUCCUUCAACCCUAAAAAAUUUGGAACUAAUCAUGUUGAUAAAUUGUGCUUAUUUAUAGAACAGAAAAUUAAAGAUAAGGACUUGAUUGAUUUGGUGAUGAGGUUGUGUGAAUGUGAGGCUAUUAGUAUUGAAUUGGGUGGGUGUUAUUUAGGCAGAGGAUUUCCUCAAGAAUGCAGGUUGAGCCCAAUGUUGAUCAACAUUUACUUCAACUCGUUCGAUCACGAAAUUCAGGAAAUUAGGGUUAAAACGAGCAGGGAGAAUCGAAUCGGUGUCCUUGUUUCGCCCUCUUCUGGUAGGGCGUUCUAUAAGCCCCCGAAGAUCUAUGCAGUUAGGUAUCUGGACGAGAUUCUAGUGAUCACAUCUGGGACGAAGUUGAUGAGUAUGGAGUUGAAGAGUCGAAUUGUGAAUUCCUUGGAGAAGGAUUUGGCGUUGAGCGUUAACAGGGAGAGAACCGUCAUUCAUAGUGCUGUUUCCGAAAAGAUUGAGUUUUUGGGGAUGGAGCUUCAGGCUGUUGCCCCGUCCGUCUUGAAUCCACCGAUGUCCGAGAAGGCGAUUAGGGCGAGGAAGAAGUAUCUCAGACAGAAAGAAGUUAGACUCUUGGAAAUGAAAAACGCGAGAGAGAGUAAUAGGAAGAAAUUAGGAAUGAAGCUGUUGAAUCACUCGUUUAAGAAAUUGAAGAAGAGUGAUGGGUUCAGAUUUGACUUCCGGAUCGAGAGCGAAGUGAGAGAGAUUCUUAAAACCUGGUCUGAGGAUGUCGUGAAACAGUUUCUAGAAUCUGUGGAUGAGCGUCGGGAAUGGCAUAGGCAACUUUCUGCUGGUGAGUUUCUAUUGUUGGAAAGGAUUAGAGACCAAUUACCCCGAGAGCUUAUCGAUGCUUAUGACGAUUUCCAGGAACAAGUCGACAAGUUCUUGAAUCCCGGGAAAGCCAUAAAGGCAAUAGAGGAGCACGAAAGACGUUUGGAGGAAGAAGAGGAGAGAAAGUAUUCGGAAAGGACAGUUGAGGAUUUAACAAAGCUGUGCAUAAAAGUCGAAGCGCCAAUCGAAACUGUUCGGAAAGCUAUCAAACUGGCCGGGUUUACGAACCACAUGGGUCGUCCUCGGCCAAUUAGUUUACUUGUCGCUCUUGAAGAUGUCGAUAUUAUCAAGUGGUACGCUGGAAUCGGGAGAAGAUGGCUCGAAUUCUUUUGCUGUGCCCACAACUUCAAAAAAGUUAAAACCGUCGUAACUUACCAUCUCCGAUUCUCUUGCAUCCUGACAUUAGCAGAGAAGCACGAAUCCACUAAGCGAGAAGCUAUCCGACAUUUCACGAAAGAUCUGAAAGUCUUCAACAUCGAUGGAACUGAAGAACUCCACUUCCCUACAGAAAGGGACGUGAAAACGAUGGGAGAUAACAUUUUGUCCGAUCCAAAGCCUAUCGAUGGAGCUCUAACAAUGGUUUGCGUUAGGCUCGCAUCUGACGAGCCUUCAUAUCGAUGUGCUGCUCAUUUUUGCACCCGGAACGAUACUAUUGUCUACCGGAUACGCUUAUUGCAGAAAAUUCUUAACCUCGACUCAUCAAACGAGAAGUGGGUUCGAGGUUUGGGUUCCAUUCACGAUAGUUUGAACAGGAAGUGUCUCCCGUUAUGCCCCGUCCAUAUAAGCGAACUGUACAUGGGUAGAUUAAAUCUUCAAGACGUUGAUUGCAAUGCGAUUUUGAAUUUCGACUAAUUCAGUUCAGUUAAUACUUCAUAGUAAAAGAGAAUUUGUAAGACUUAUGUUUAUUGGUUACUGAUGUAAAUGGAGAGGAUAAAGAUUGAUUUAUGUUUCAGUA
Molecule: messenger RNA, 2458 nt
Organism: Ipomoea nil (Japanese morning glory)
Lineage: Eukaryota; Viridiplantae; Streptophyta; Magnoliopsida; Solanales; Convolvulaceae
Exons: 2
Coding region: 61-2355 (764 amino acids)
Biological process (GO): mRNA processing
Source: RefSeq, a predicted model, not a curated record